AUGCACACCUUUUUCUCUUGCCCUUUUGCCCAAGAAGUCUGGAAGCUAAUCCCCCUGAGACAAGUAGUUCACCUAGCUACGGACAUAAACUUCAAGCAAGCUCUAGUUGAAUUCAGGACCGCAGUCUGUUUGCCUCCAUCAGGGAUUGCAACGACGGUCCUCCCUUGGGUCCUUUGGGCAAUUUGGUCGACUCGUAACUUGCAUGUCUUUGAGAAUCAGAUUCUAUCACCUAUGGAAACAGCGACAAAAGCUCUGAAUCUAGGAAGAGAAUGGAACAAUGCACAACAACAGAUUCAAUCGGUGAAGAAAGUGAUACUUAGAUCAAGAAGAUCGACAGGAAACAAUGGUGAAAGCGGCACCUACACGACAUGUAGAUCAGAUGCGGCAUACGAUAAGAGAUCAAAACGGGCAGGAAUCGCUUGGAUCUUCUCUAAUGGAAACGGAACUCACCUCAGCCAUGGUUCAGCUACGCUUGAAUCGAUCACCAGACCACUAGUAGCGGAAGCAAUUGCGCUCCGAUCUGGUCUCCUCUCUGCAUUGGAACUUGAGCAUCAAAAGCUCAAAGCUUUCUCUGACAACCUAACGCUCAUCAGAGCCAUCAACAACGACAUGCAGGUAAAAGAGAUUUUUGGUAUUGUCAAAGAUAUCCAAAGGAUCUCAUCUGUGUUUGUCGAGAUAUCGUUCUCUCAUCUCUACCGAUCGCUGAAUGUGGAAGCGGAUCGUUUAGCAAAACUCUCUCUAUUUCCUUCUCGUGUAUGUGACCCAUACAUGGGCUAA
Brassica oleracea var. oleracea is the source of this 777-nucleotide messenger RNA. RefSeq lists its product as uncharacterized. The record is from RefSeq and is a predicted model, not a curated record. Lineage: Eukaryota; Viridiplantae; Streptophyta; Magnoliopsida; Brassicales; Brassicaceae. Bases 1 to 777 code for a protein of 258 amino acids. Gene Ontology annotation, molecular function: RNA-DNA hybrid ribonuclease activity; nucleic acid binding. The transcript has a single exon.